AUGUCGACGUCGAUAGAUUCUUUACAAUCGCGCAGUGGGGUGGUUUUUUGGGUCACUACUAUUACCUUUAUCCUUGCGAGUAUAUUUGUGGUGGCGAGGUUGUUUUUUGCAUUUGGUUUAACCUUCUCAAUUGAUUAUGCAACAACUAAAGGCUUGGGAAGGUUUGAUGGUGAUAUCAAGGACGAAUGGCGUCCUGGCUUGAAGAAAGCGGAAUAUGCAUUCACGGUACUUUAUAACCCAUGUUUGAUGGCGACCAAAACUUCAAUUCUCAUCUUCUACCUUCGCAUGAGUAAAGAUACCCAAAAACUAUUGAGAUGGGCUUCAGGAAUCACGCUUGCCGUUGUCUGUCUGGAUGGUAUAGUCCUGACCUUUGUCAAUGCAUUUCAGUGUAGACCUGUUUAUGCUGCGUGGAGGACAGGCGGGGAUGGGAAAUGUCUUUCAAUCAUCACCAUCUAUCUAGCAUCAGCUCCUGUGAAUAUCAUUACAGACUUAGCCAUAUUGGUUCUACCAAUCCCUGUUCUCACUGGAAUGUUCCUCCCGCAAAGACAAAAAGCGAUACCUGGUAUUUACAUUCUCCUUGGGAAUUUUCGUUGCAAUUGUCGAUGUGUGAGGAUAUAUUAUUUACAGCAAGCCUCGAACAACUUUUUAACAUCGGUUUUGGUUCACUCGAAGCUGGGCGCCGGAGCUGAUUUUGCCUACAAUGCUUCACUAUCAUUUAUGUGGUCCGCCGUCGAAGUUAACAUUGGAAUUGUGUGUGCUUGUAUUCCUACUCUAAAGCCACUCGUCAAACGAAUAUUACCAGCGAUGAUUUUGGACCGAGCAUCCGGGAGAAGAGGUUCACGCACCCAUACAACAGAGAAAUCCGGGUCGAUGAGUCCUCAAAAUGGCGGCGAUGUUCAAUUAGAUACUGUAAACAAUAUGCCACCAUCAACAACCACUCCGUUUCCCCUGGUGUCCGAUGCUUCCCCUUCGCCAUUAUCAGAUACUCAUCCUGGGGGGCAUCGAGAAGAUAUGGAAGAGGAAGAACUCAGCAUGGCAGAAUUUUUAACAGCUCCUACAGGUUUCGGCUUGCAAACUUUGCGACGAAAUUCUACAGCACGUACAACCAAUACCACUUACUUUGGAUUUGUCAAUAUGAGAGUUCCCAAGACGAUGAUGAAGACGCGUGGAAAGGAAGCUCUCAAAUAUUGCAUCAUGGUGACGAUUCUCUUCUUCCUUUGGGGUUUCUCGUACGGAUUACUCAAUAGAUUAAAUGACGAAAUUGCAAUACUAGCCAACUACUCAGAGAGCGAAACCAUAGGAUUAUCUGCUGCAUAUUUUGGAGGAUACGUAAUCGGGGCCCUAACAGUGGGGCAAUGGGUUUUGAGACAUAGUGGGUUCAAAGCUACAUUUAUUUCGGGACUUUGUAUUUACGGGACUGGAACAUUGAUGUUCUGGCCUUCGGCAGUUUUAACAUCAUUUACUGGAUUCAUCCUCUCCAGCGUAGUGGUUGGAUUUGGUUUAUCCAUUUUAGAAACUGCCGCAAAUCCAUUCCUGGCUUUAUGUGGUCCGACUCAAUAUGCUGAAUUCAGAUUAAUGCUUGCCCAGAGCAUACAAGCUGUCGCAUCACUUGUUAGUCAAGUUCUGGCGGAGAAGGUCCUUUUUAGAGGAGUUCGAAUUGAGAAUGAAAAGCAUUUAACUUUGAUUGAUGUUCAAUGGACCUAUCUCGCCAUUGCUCUUUUCACCGUCAUUCUCGCUCUCUUUUUUUAUUAUAUGCCUCUACCCGAAGCCAGCGAUGAGGACCUUCAAGCACAAUCAGAUCUUCUGGAAAUAUAUCCAACAAGGAAGUUACCCUGGACCGGCACAUCGAUCAUUUAUACGACACUGGUCUUUGGUGUUAUAUCGCAACUCUGCUACGUUGCUGCACAAGAAUGCGUAUCGGAAUUCUUCAAGCCAUUAUUAAUUUCCUAUGUUCCUAGUUCUACGAGUUUCAAAUCCGUCUUCACAUUAGAUGAUGAUGAAGAUUAUCUCCUAUUAGGACAUGGACUUUUUGCCAUUGGACGUUUCGCCUUUGCACCACUUUGUUUGAUGUUUCCACCACGAAUUCUCUUACUCAUGUGCUUCUCAUUUCUUACCUUAUUCUCGGCUUUCAUCUUCCCCAUCAAUGACAUGUCACCGUCUUUCCUUGCUGCAUCCUCUCUCUUAGUGUUCUUUUUCGAAGGACCCAUUUUCCCACUAGUCUUUUCAUUGACCAUUCGCGGUAUGGGAAAGGAUACAAAGUGGGCAUCAGCAUGGAUUGUGGCGUCGGCGACUGGUGGAAGUGUAUUUGUAUUUGUUACUUUUGGUGUGCAGAAAAUUCACACUGUACAAUAUUCUUUUGUAAUUAUUUUUGUGUUAUUUUUGGUAGGGUUAUUAUAUCCUGUGUAUUUAAAUUUUGGGGGCAAGGGCGUACGACAUCAGGUUGAUCCGAAAGCUAUGAGAAUGGGUGGACGGUUUUGGAACGGCAAUGGAGGAAGUGAAGAAGAUGGACAGGAAAUAAGGGAUAAUUCAGCCGAGAGAUCGGAUGGCGCUCUUCGAAGAUUAAGUCGUAGGGUGUCUAUUCUAGUUCGAAAGAUUAGCCCUAGUGGGAGGAAAUGCAGUGGUGAAUUGCCCAUAGUAGAGCAUAGGGAAACGAGAGAUAGGGAAGAUAAUAGCGGAUAA
Sclerotinia sclerotiorum 1980 UF-70 is the source of this 2679-nucleotide messenger RNA. RefSeq lists its product as hypothetical. Gene Ontology annotation, molecular function: transmembrane transporter activity. NCBI's taxonomy places the organism in Eukaryota, Fungi, Ascomycota, Leotiomycetes, Helotiales, Sclerotiniaceae. Gene Ontology annotation, biological process: transmembrane transport. The coding region runs from base 1 to 2679 and encodes 892 amino acids. The record is from RefSeq and is a predicted model, not a curated record. The transcript has 3 exons.